AUGGCAAGACAUGUGCAUACCACGUUUUCCUGCAUGCCCCAAAAUGAUUUUUGGGAUCAUCAAGACAACGGCAAAGACCAGUUGACCAAUUGUUGUGUCUUGAUUCUAACCAAAGACAAACUACCCAAGACAGUAGCUACUAGCUCAUUUCCAUUGUCAGUAGCAGGACUUUUUGGACAGAUUCCUGAAUAA
This is a messenger RNA of Sphenostylis stenocarpa, 192 nucleotides long. The record is from the annotation of a GenBank genome assembly. Lineage: Eukaryota; Viridiplantae; Streptophyta; Magnoliopsida; Fabales; Fabaceae.